GUUUCGCCACAGAACAUUGAGGGAACGGCAGUUAAAGUGCGUGCAAUGCAACAUGAAAGUCAAGGUUUGACUCGAAAAUAAAAAAUUAAGGCUAAAAAUGUUUUACGUGAGAAAUGCAUUUUAAACGGAAAAGUCGUUGUUUUUUUAAUUCGAAUUAUGAGUUAAGCAGUUUCGAAUUAUUCUGUGUUUAUACGAGUAUUGCAUAAAAACAGUGUUGUGUCGUUUUUUUUUGUGCACAGUUAACUUCUUUAACGUAACCUCGUUUUUUUGUAAUUUUAAAAGUUGUAAAUUUUAUUUACAAAUUAUUUUCAGACAAUUAAAUAAUCACAAAAAUUUUAACUUACCGGUUCUUUCGUGUUUUGUUGACUUGAACUUUUGUUAUUUUGACUUACAAGUGAAGUUAAUUACGGUACAAUGGCAACGAGUCUGGUUGGCAUUCGAAGUCACUUAAAUGGAUACCCCGGAGUACCUACCAUGUUAUCGGAACUAACUGAAUUGCCAUCCAUUCAAUUGGGUGACUUUAAGCUGCAGUUUGAAUUGGGAGAGCCGACUGAUUUUGCAAAGGAGGUUGCAAUCAAAGAACUUAGAGAAACUCCAGAAAUAAAGAAAAAAGCUGUAGAAGAUUUGAAAAAAUUACUUGAAAAUGAAACAGAUUUAACAAUUCCAAAAGAUAAUGAAGAAUGGUUGGUGCGCUUUUUGAGGCCAUGCAAAUUUUAUCCAGAGAGUGCAAAAGACUUGAUAAAACGCUACUAUUCGUUUAAAGUAAAACACGCCGAUGUUUAUGAUGGGCUCCGUCCGACUAAAGAAGCUAACAUUUUUAAGCAUAAUAUACUUACUGUAUUUCCUAAUCGCGAUCAGCUCGGCCGACGUAUCCUACUACUUGAACUUGGCAAACGCUGGAAACACAAGGAAGUCACACUCGACGAAGUUUUCAAAGGUGCAGUUUUGUUCCUUGAAGCCGCCAUGUUAGAACCAGAAACACAAAUAAGUGGAGCCGUAGUUAUAUUUGACAUGGAUGGUUUGAGUCUGCAACAAACAUGGCAAUUUACACCACCUUUUGCUAAGCGUAUUGUCGACUGGUUACAAGAUUCGGUCCCGCUGCGUAUUAAAGCCAUUCAUAUAAUCAAUCAGCCAAAGAUCUUCAAUGUGGUAUUUGCUUUAUUCAAACCAUUCUUACGUGAAAAACUGCGCUCACGUAUAAUUUUCCACGGCACUGACAGAGACUCACUCCACAAACAUAUAUCAGCCAAAUGCUUGCCAGCAAUUUAUGGAGGAGUGUUGGAGAUUCCACGAGUCGAUGGCGAUCAAUGGUACAAGCUAUUGCUUUUGUGCGACCUGGAGUAUGAGGCCAUAAAUUCUUACGGUUACAAAAAUAAAAAGAAGUAAACCAUAUCUGACCAACGUCUAUGCAAAUUGCAAAAUAUUGGUGUUUCGUAUUAUUUAUCAAUUAAUGCAAUAGAUACUUUUUUUUUGUAAAUAUAUAUGUAACCCAUGUUAACUAUCUAACUAUCUAUUUUAGAUUUGGUUGAUAUCAGCACAAAUUUCUUAUUGCCUAAUUGUCUCACUGUGGCCCCUUGCCACUUUAAGUACUCAAUCGGUAUCUCAUGCUACUCAUUUAUGUUAGUGACUAAGUUUGUGUUUUGUUAUAUUUUAAUGUAUAUUGUAAUAUAUAUAAAGGGUACUUAGUUAUUCCUUCUCUUCAUUUUAAGUAAAUUACCUUUGUUUUUAAGUGAAUUUGUAGCUUCUGCAAAUAUAUUUUAUGCGCUAUAUUUGGGAUUUUAUUAAACUGCUAAAGUGCAGAAUUUAGGGGAGAAACAGUUUAUUUAGAUUUGUGAGUUAUUGUAGAUUUCAUAUUCGUAUAUAUGUUUUUAACUUAAAAAAAUAUGUUAUUAAAAAAAUAAAAUGUAAGCUUUAUCAAAAUAAU
Teleopsis dalmanni is the source of this 1924-nucleotide messenger RNA. RefSeq names its product alpha-tocopherol transfer protein-like. Bases 415 to 1386 code for a protein of 323 amino acids. The record is from RefSeq and is a predicted model, not a curated record. Gene Ontology annotation, cellular component: membrane. NCBI's taxonomy places the organism in Eukaryota, Metazoa, Arthropoda, Insecta, Diptera, Diopsidae. Gene Ontology annotation, molecular function: phosphatidylinositol bisphosphate binding. The transcript has 5 exons.